UGGCCAGUUGUGGUUUCUUCACUUCCUCGGUUCAGGACGUUGCCCUGCUUGACCUGGAGCUGUCUGUCCUUCCUUCCUGUUGUCUGUCCAUCUGUCCACCUCUCCAAAGAACUGAGACUUGACCCCAGAGCAUCUGCAGAGUGAGAGGACAAGGACAUGCUCUAAAGACCUUCACAGCAAGACCCAGGAAGCCACAGGCUGAUCCCAAACUCAAGCCCUCUUGCCCGUGCCCACCAUGGCCUCUGCUGACAAGAAUGGUGGGAGCCUGUCCUCAGUGUCCAGCAGCCGUCUGCAGAGCCGGAAGCCACCCAACCUGUCCAUCACCAUCCCGUCACCUGAGACCCAGGCACCCAGCGAGCAGGACAGCAUGCUGCCCGAGAGGCCCAAGAACCCAGCCUACCUGAAGAGCAUCAGCCUCCAGGAGCCACGGGGACGAUGGCAGGACAACAGCUCAGAGAAGCACCCUGGCUUCCGCCGCCAGGCCUCCCUGUCCCAGAGCAUCCGCAAGGGCACAGCCCAGUGGUUUGGGGUCAGCAGCGACUGGGAGGGGAAGCGGCAGCACUGGCAGCGCCGCAGCCUGCACCACUGCAGCAUGCGCUACGGCCCACUCAAGGCUUCGUGCCAGAGGGACCUGGAGCUUCCCAGCCAGGAGGUGCCGUCCUUCCAGGGCACUGAGUCUCCAAAACCCUGCAAGAUGCCCAAGAUUGUGGACCCGCUGGCCCGGGGCCGCGCAUUCCGCCACCCAGAGGAGGCCGACCGGCCUCAUGCCCCACACCCGCCACUGACCCCGGGGGUCCUGUCCCUCACCUCCUUCACCAGCGUACGCUCAGGCUACUCCCACCUGCCGCGACGCAAGAGGAUGUCUGUGGCCCACAUGAGCUUUCAAGCUGCUGCUGCCUUCCUCAAAGGGCGCCCAGUGCUGGACGCUGCCAGUCAGCGGUGCCGGGUGAUCAGACGCAGCUUUGCCUACCCCAGCUUCCUGGAAGAGGAUGCGGUCGAUGGGGCAGACACAUUUGACUCCUCAUUUUUUAGUAAGGAAGAAAUGAACUCCAUGCCUGAUGACGUGUUUGAGUCUCCCCCACUCUCUGCCAGCUACUUCCGGGGAAUCCCACGCUCGGCCUCGCCGGUCUCCCCCGAUGGGGUGCAGAUCCCUCUGAAGGAGUAUGGCCGAGCCCCAGUGCCCGCGACCAGGCGUGGCAAGCGCAUCGCCUCCACCGUGAAGCACUUUGCCUUCGACCGAAAGAAACGGCACUACGGGCUGGGCGUGGUGGGCAACUGGCUGAACCGCAGCUACCGCCGCAGCAUCAGCAGCACCGUGCAGCAGCAGCUGGAGAGCUUCGACAGCCACCGACCCUACUUCACCUACUGGCUGACCUUUGUCCAUGUCAUCAUCACGCUGCUGGUGAUUUGCACAUACGGCAUCGCGCCCGUGGGCUUUGCCCAACACGUCACCACCCAGCUAAUGCUGUGGAGCAAAGGCAGCGUGAAGUACAUCCAGCAGGAGAACUUCUGGGUCGGCCCCAGCUCGAUUGACCUGAUCCACCUGGGAGCCAAGUUCUCGCCCUGCAUCCGGAAGGACCCCCAGAUUGAGCAGCUGGUGCGGCGGGAGCGAGACCUGGAGCGGGAUUCGGGCUGCUGUGUCCAGAACGACCGCUCAGGCUGCAUCCAGACCCAGCGGAAGGACUGCUCGGAGACCUUGGCCACUUUUGUCAAGUGGCAGGAUGAUACCGGGCCCCCCAUGGACAAGUCUGACCUGGGCCAGAAGCGGACAUCAGGGGCUGUGUGCCACCAGGACCCCAGGACUUGCGAGGAGCCAGCCUCCAGCGGUGCCCACAUCUGGCCUGACGACAUCACCAAGUGGCCGAUCUGUACUGAGCAAGCCAGUAACAACCACACAGGCUUCCUGCACAUGGACUGUGAGAUCAAGGGCCGCCCCUGCUGCAUUGGUACCAAGGGCAGCUGCGAGAUCAGCACUCGGGAAUACUGUGAGUUCAUGCACGGCUAUUUCCACGAAGAAGCAACACUCUGCUCCCAGGUGCACUGCCUGGACAAGGUGUGUGGGCUGCUGCCAUUCCUCAACCCAGAGGUCCCGGACCAGUUCUACAGGCUCUGGCUGUCUCUGUUCCUACAUGCUGGUGUGGUGCACUGCCUCGUGUCUGUGGUCUUCCAAAUGACCAUCCUGCGGGACCUGGAGAAGCUGGCCGGCUGGCACCGCAUUGCCAUCAUCUUCAUCCUCAGCGGCAUCACGGGCAACCUUGCCAGUGCCAUCUUCCUCCCGUACCGGGCAGAGGUGGGCCCGGCUGGGUCACAGUUCGGCCUCCUGGCCUGCCUCUUCGUGGAGCUGUUCCAGAGCUGGCAGCUGCUGGAGCGGCCGUGGAAGGCCUUCCUCAACCUGUCGGCCGUCGUGCUCUUCCUGUUCAUCUGCGGCCUCCUGCCCUGGAUCGACAACAUCGCCCAUAUCUUCGGCUUCCUCAGCGGCCUGCUGCUGGCCUUUGCCUUCCUGCCCUACAUCACCUUCGGCACCAGUGACAGGUACCGCAAGCGAGCCCUCAUCCUGGUGUCGCUGCUGGUCUUCGCCGGCCUCUUCGCCUCCCUGGUCAUCUGGCUCUACGUCUACCCCAUCCACUGGCCCUGGAUCGAGCACCUCACCUGCUUCCCCUUCACCAGCCGCUUCUGCGAGAAGUACGAGCUGGACCAGGUGCUGCACUGACGCCGGCCCAGCUGCCACUGCUCACCGAGCGCUGGUGACUCAGGGCCUGCACCUGCAGCGGCCACCCGCCCGCAGAGCCCCACACGCCAAAGGCCGGCGGACAGGGCGGGCCCCACGGGAGACGGUCGAUAAAGGCGGGUUCCUUGGGGAAGUGAGGCCCGUGUGUUCCCAGCCCCAGGCUUGGGGACACCCAGAGCACCUGCUUCUCCGGGGCUCGGGUCCCAGGCCCCGACUUCCUCCCCAUCCCCCUGUGGUAGAGACCGCCUCCUGGGGUGGUUUCUUUUCUGCCCAGGGUCCUCAGCUGCUGUCCCUGCUGGUGCCUUGCCCCCCACCCCCACCGUUACUGUGAGUGUGACCUUGCCAGGGACGUGGCCACUCCCUUGGUUGCCCCCAGGGCUGGGGUCCUCACCAUGCUCCCCACAGCCCCCUUCCUGUUUCUCCUCCUCUGUCUGCCCUGUGAGCCGACACUGCCCGUAAGGCUCCAGGGUGGGACACUGUGGGACAGGCUUUGACCGUGGUCUAGGGGGCAGAGAACAAGCAGGAGACACAGCAGGCCGGGCCCAAGAGCCUUUGCUUAUUCUGAGAAAAUGGAAGCGGGACCCCCCAGCCCUCCCCUGGGUGUUAGCGUCCCACCUGUCGGGUGGCUCUGGUGACCGCCAGCCCUGUCACUUCUGCCUCACUCACCUGCAUGGGGUCGGGGCUGAGCCACCCCUAGGACCUGCUCCCAGGGGUGCUUGGACUCAAUCAGGCCUGUUUUUUACCAGCUUAUAUUAUGGUCCUAAUGUUUAAAAGUAACGCUAACUCUGUAUGGACGAUGUCUCAAAUGUAUUAAAUGAUAUUCGUUA
Molecule: messenger RNA, 3555 nt
Organism: Galeopterus variegatus (Sunda flying lemur)
Lineage: Eukaryota; Metazoa; Chordata; Mammalia; Dermoptera; Cynocephalidae
Gene: RHBDF2
Product: rhomboid 5 homolog 2 (Drosophila)
Exons: 19
Coding region: 236-2710 (824 amino acids)
Biological process (GO): regulation of epidermal growth factor receptor signaling pathway; regulation of protein secretion
Cellular component (GO): endoplasmic reticulum membrane
Molecular function (GO): serine-type endopeptidase activity
Source: RefSeq, a predicted model, not a curated record